CAUCAGACAUACGCUCGAACACUUGUCCCGAGAGUUCUCGCUCCAAAUGCCGUGAGAGCCUGGCUUUCGCCUCGGUUCGCCUACUCGCAGCAACUCGCUCGUACAGUACCCAGUAGGGGCCAUUCGAACAGCACCAUGUCUAAGAUCAAUCCGAACACAUCCAGUGGAUCGUGCUGGGCCAACGUAAACGUUGCUCUGGAAGACGAAUAUAUCCCUUGCGGAAACGCAGCCACGGGGAACAGCUACGCAUGUUGUCACUAUGGUGACAAUUGUCUAUCGAGCAAUGCCUGUUAUCACGCUAAAUUCGGCAUCACAUAUUUAGCAGGUUGCACUAGCCAAGACUUCAGUGGCCCAGCUUGCCAGAACAAAGGGCAGUUUUACAAUCAGUCAUGGGUAGGCCUGACCCGCUGUGACCCCGAUCAAAACUCAUGGGCAGGAUGUCCAGAGGAUGAAGGCGUAGUUGGAUCGGCUCCGCCCACUGCGAACUGUAAAUGCAAGAAGGACACUGUACUUUUUGAGGAUAUGCCUAUGCUUGAAAAUAUUGCAAGUCUGCCCCAAAAAUUAGGUGGCUCUAUAUCUUGGUUCCCCGGACAUGAACCGACAAGCAGUGCUUCUACGCAGACAACGCUGCCCACGUUAACUCAAUCGACGAGUGGUGGAAGCGCAACCGAGUCCAGCUUGUCAGCAUCUACAACAUCGCCGAUCUCGCCGACAUUAUCAACAACUGCGGAAGUAGCAACAGCAACGGCGCCCCCGCCCUCUGGCGGGCUAUCUCCAGGCGAGAAAGCAGGUAUCGGAAUCGGUAGUGUUCUUGGAGCGGCCGUCAUUGCUAGCCUCAUAUUUGCGGCCAUCCUGCUCUAUAGGCGCAGAGCAAAAAAGGAAACCCCAAACUUUCAGCCUUUCUUACCAACAGUCGAGCCCGACCCUAUCCAACCAGACCCUCCCGCGCCGAGCUUCUUAGCUCUUGGUGGCUUCAAAGCAGAAUUACCAGCCGAAGGACCCCCAAGCGCCAACAGCAUCGCACCAUCCACAAUUCCUAACUCUCCUAGCCCAAUGCAAUCACCGAUUCAGUCGUCAGCUCACUCAAUCACCGCAUACCAGCCGUACCAUCCAGGAGUUUAUGCAAACAGCCGACAUUCUAAUGUCUCACAAAUAUCAAGUCCAGCUCAGGGAUACCCGGAGAGCCUUAUGAGCACACCUACCCCCCAGCCGUCAGACGACACACGAGCCGGUGGAGGACGCGGCAAUCCUAGAUUCGGUCAACCUGAUACUAUCCACGAGUUACAAGGAUGAGAAGAUAAACGGCAUAAGUUGCGAGGGUGCGGUGGUAAUUGCUGAUAUUGAACGCUGUGGAGAUUUCAUUCAUGAAGAUGAUCCCAGAUAAAGGUGAACAAGGUGCAAUAUGGAACCAGCAUAUCAGCGUUUUACGAUAUAUGUUUCUUCGUACCAGGGAAGACGUUAAAACCACAAUACUCG
Molecule: messenger RNA, 1476 nt
Organism: Xylaria bambusicola
Lineage: Eukaryota; Fungi; Ascomycota; Sordariomycetes; Xylariales; Xylariaceae
Exons: 4
Coding region: 136-1293 (385 amino acids)
Source: RefSeq, a predicted model, not a curated record